Aureobasidium melanogenum CBS 110374 is the source of this 693-nucleotide messenger RNA. RefSeq lists its product as uncharacterized. Bases 1 to 693 code for a protein of 230 amino acids. The record is from RefSeq and is a predicted model, not a curated record. Gene Ontology annotation, molecular function: hydrolase activity. NCBI's taxonomy places the organism in Eukaryota, Fungi, Ascomycota, Dothideomycetes, Dothideales, Saccotheciaceae. The transcript is spliced from 2 exons.
AUGCCUCCUUCAAGACGUGUCCAUGCUAGUGCGCCUGUGGACAAGUAUUUUCCUAGCAACAGUUUAGUGAUAGGUGCAGGAGUGACAAUAUUUCACCUCGCCACAAAUCGCAUCGUCAUCUGCAGAGACACACGCUCAAACGUCUACUUCCUCCCCAAAGGCCGCAAAGACGCAAGUGAAGAAACCACCACUACAGCAAUUAGAGAAGGCUUCGAGGAGUCUGGGUACAGAUGCAGAUUACUGCCUUUACCUAUUGAUCACUUGCAACCGUCUCCCGCUGGAACCAGCCAAGAAGAACAGAAAUGGGUUAUAGAACCUUUGGCGACGAGAUUGAUGCCAGUGGCGAGAGAUUAUCAGUAUAUGCUUUUUUGGUUUGCGGCCGAGACAAUACCUGAACAGCUUGAGGAGUCGUUGAAUAAGGUGUCGACGGAUGGGUGGGUGAUGCCUGAGGCGUUUCCUGAGAAUACGACGUUGAAGGAGAGGGAAAAGAUGGAUGCAAGGAGUGAUGGGAUGUAUCAGCCGAAUAGACAUGAAGGCACUGGUGUUGAUGAGGAUGAGGCUUUCUAUGUUGGUCACCUGGUAGAGGUGGAAGAGGCAAUAAGGUUGCUAGGUGGGACUAGUGCUGAUGUUGUCAGACGUGCCUGGGAAGCAAUUUGUUUACGGAGGAAGCUGGAAGGGGAGGUAAAAGCUUGA